AAAUUGUCGAGAACGUUUUUUUUUCGAUUUUUUUUUAUGCGGUGUUUCGAACAAUUGAAACUAAUUAGUUGGUUUUAUUGCUUCCCAUUACUAUUUUAACGGCAGAAAAAGUUAUGUCGGGUUCAUUAGACACUUUAGUUGGCCGUGUUGUAUCAGUUCUUACGAAUGAUGGUCGCCUAAUCGUGGGUAUGCUUAAGGGAUAUGACCAAACAAUAAAUAUUAUUUUGGAGGACAGCCAUGAACGUGUAUUCAGUGCUACUAGUGGUGUAGAGCAAGUGGCACUUGGAUUAUAUAUUGUAAGAGGAGACAACGUCGCUGUGAUUGGUGAGAUAGAUGAGGAGCAUGACAAAUCCAUUGAUUUGAGCAAAAUAUGUGCCGAUCCACUGAAUCCUAUAUCGCAUUGA
This is a messenger RNA of Dimorphilus gyrociliatus, 404 nucleotides long. The record is from the annotation of a GenBank genome assembly. NCBI's taxonomy places the organism in Eukaryota, Metazoa, Annelida, Polychaeta, Dinophilidae.